UCACAGUUGGUGACGAGUAUUAUGAAAAUGGCCUCGACCGUGCCCGUGAGCACGGUGAACUGGAGAAGAUGACGGUGUUGAGCUUUUUAAGUCAGUUGAACACUAAAGUGUCUUCUUUGAACACGUAGAUAAAAGUGAAGAAAACAAGAACAAAGAGACUGCCGGCAGAGAAGCGACUGAAACACAGAGCACUGCCUGUCUUCGUAGGGCUGAGGAGCCACUAUGGAGGAUAUCAACUCAAAUAUCAACGCGGACUUGGAGGUGCGUAAGCUCCAGGACUUGGUGAAGAAGCUCGAACAGCAAAACGAACAGCUUCGGAGUCGCUCUACGAUGUUGUCCUCGUCCGGAGCCAUGUCAGGGAACCACAGACCCCUCAGCGAAGGAUACGACUCGUCCUCCCUGUCAGGGAUGGCAGCCGGUCUGGCCGGCUUCCCUGGGGUGGGGUUCGUCGGAACGGGCGGCUACGGUGGUCUGCUGGAGAACAGCCGCUGUUUGAGCCCCAGACUGUCUUACGACGGGAUCAGCUUCAGGAGGGCGUAUGAUUAUGAGGGGGCAUCGGCUGCCGCCUCUGUGUCGAGUAUGAACUCACUUUAUUCGGACACCACCGGGGCUUUUACAGAUGAAGGGGAAACAUCGAUCCUAGACGAAGUGGAAAUAUUAGAUCUCGAAGACAUGGAUUGUCUGCACGAAGACGAGGACAGCUGGUUAUAUGAGGCGAAACUAAACAGUCCUCUGCAGAAAACCUUGAGUCCUAUUGUGUGGUGCCGCCAAGCUCUUGACCACCCCAGUCCUGAGAUGGAAUCAGCCAAGCGCUCCCUCAUCCACAGACUGGACCUCACGCUGUCAGCCAACAAACGUAGGAGCCUGUACGGAAGCCCCUACAACCAGCCGGGUUAUGGGAGUCCAUAUAGCACAAACGCAGCCAACAGUCCUUACAGCAGUGGCUUCAACUCCCCCUCCUCAACCCCCAGCAGAGUGCCCAUUGUCAGACAGCAACUAAUGCCUGGGAAUGCAGUUCACCAGCGAAACGCAGCAGCAGAGAGGAAUCCUCCGGCGGUGAGCCCGCAGUCAUCAGUGGACAGUGAGCUGAGCACCUCAGAGAUGGAUGAGGACUCAGUGGGCUCCUCAACUACCUACAAACUUAACGAUGUCACUGAUGUCCAGAUACUGGCGCGCAUGCAGGAAGAGAGUCUGAGGCAAGAUUAUGCUGCAACAGCAUCCAGACGGAGCUCAGGUUCAUCCUGUCACUCAUUGCGGCGCAGCACCUUCAGCGACCAGGAGUUAGAUGCACACAGUCUGGAGGACGAAGAGGAGGCGGUGCACCCGGCCUUCCACCUGCCCUCCAACCGCUUCAGCCCCUCCCCUCGACACUCUCCACGCGCCUCGCCCAGGAAUUCGCCCCGCUCUCGUUCCCCUGCCCGCUCUAUUGACUACAGCCACAGCCGUGGCUCGCCUCAGCCCGUCAUCAGCCGCCUGCAGCAGCCUCGCCACUCGCUGCAGGGCCACGGGCACGACCUGCAGACCAAUGUGGUGAAGAACGAAGAAAAGCUGCGUCGUAGUCUUCCCAACCUCACACGCUCCUCAGCGGUGACUGCCCAGGGCCCAGAACCUGUCAAGAACAGCCGCAGCUGUGAGUCAAACCUGCAAGUGCCAAACGGUGGCUCUCCUCGACAUCAGAACCAGUCUGCUACAGCAGCUCAGCUCCCGAGAUACUCGACCCCUUCUCGCUCCUCCCCGAAACCCAAACAGCACCUCCAAAGCCCAACUGCCCUGCGAGUCCCCUCUCCUAGUAAGCUGCGGACUCCAGCCACCCCAUCCCCACUGGCCUUGAGGCAGCCGGUAAAGGCCUCAUCCAACCCCGGUUCUGCCACCUCUACCCCGACCCGCUCCCUUGCUCCUCCCCGUAGCGGCCUGCCCCGUCCCAGUGCUUCUUCAGGAGGGGGGAUCCCUCUGCCUCGCAGCAAACUGGCCCAGCCUGUGCGCAGAUCUCUUCCUGCUCCUCGGACCUACAGCGGUGCAGGUGACAACUGGAGGGAAGGUUGUUACUGAAAUGAGCCAGCAGGGGGCUCUCCAAUCAAACGAUCAACACAAGGAGGCAGACAUUACAACAUGGCACUUUAUCUACCUAGAUACCUUUUACAGUGAAGAGAGAGAGACUAUGUCCCCAAAAUAUAUAGAAUUAAAAAAAAUAAAAGGUGAGGAUAGUGUCCACACGGUGUCAAAGAGGACCUCCCAUCGUGUUUCUCUGUAAGGUCUGGCUCUGGAGGGGUCCGGCAUGUAGUGCAGACAGCCCAGAAAAUGCCAAAGAAACCAGCCCGACUCCAGCUCCACCAUCAGAGGACACAUCACCUGCCUUGGUUUGACUGCAGUCAUCUGUCAGACAGCCCAUAUCACUUCUUUGCCCAGCUUUCCUCCCAUUCCUCUCCCCUGUUCUUUUUUCACCUCCCUCAGGUUGAAAUGUUUCCACGCAUUUCUCUCUUUAUGCUCUGUGUUAAACAGAUGUUGGUGAGCGAUCUCUAUGAUGAUGCUGUGCAGGUGAAAUGUCCCGUAAUGUUAGAGAAUUGUUGAUGUCUUGCAACAGUGAAAGCACCUCUGUGUGAGUAUGACAUUUAAGAAUCGUGUCUCGCGUAAAGUCAGCCAGAAUGUAUGCAAGUUUGUUUUGGAAAUUAUUUAUUCAAAUUAUUUAAGAAAUGUAUGUCUAAACAUCCAUAUCAGUAUUUUGUUUUAAGAUUUCAGUUGUUUAAAAUGUACAUUUUGAACCUCAACUGCAAGCUAACUCUCCAAAGCCUUUUUUUUUUGUUUGUGUCAAAUCAGGACUUGUGAGAAACCCGGGUGAUUAAUGAGCCCUCGGCCAAAGCCUCAGUUCUGAUUUGUACUACAGUUUGCCAACAUUAUUAUUUUCCAUCGAAGUGCUGAGGUUGGACAGUUUACACGUUGACAUUAGGUCUGAGUUACAUCUUAUGUCUGAAGCAACUCCAUCUAUUAAGAAAAAAGCCUGAGCUGAAAAAUAGAUCAGAUUAAUUCAGCCAAUGGAACCAAGAAAACAUUUCUGUGGUUCAUUAAAUUCCCAUAACAGAUUUGACAGUAUAUAUCCUUCAUGCCAUGACAACAAGAAAGGAAAAUGUCAUGUCGAAUAAGUUUUGCUGGCUUUUACCUCUUGUGCUAUGAAAAUGAAUCAAAAGGUGUGCCAGUGUUAAGCUGUUCUGGUAAUUGGUGUGAUGGGUGUUAUGAAACUAGUGCCUAUAAUUUAAAGUUUCACUUGAGUUUGAACAUCUUUUGUUUGUUCGUUUAUCACUUUGUGCCAAUUCUGGUUUUGCCAAUAUUUUUUUGCAAAUUUGCAUCUCUGCUUGUUUGAUCUGCUUGCCUGUUUGUUUAUUGUAAUUAAAUCAAAUACAUUUAUAAUUGCUUUAAAAAAAUAAAAUGCGCCUUCAUAUUUAUAACUAAUUACUCCUUCUGUAAAUGAAACUAUUUAUUAAAGAGAGAGGUGCCUCUGUUAAAGCUCAGAUUCAGUGGGAAGCUAGAACGAAUGUUGCAAAAAGACAUACCACACCUUUUGUGUGAUCGUUUUUGUUAUUGAACUUUUUUUUAUAUCCACAAACAUGACAUUCAGUUUCCCUGUGUAAAUUCACAUUUCAAAUAAAAGCUGAAAACUUG
Messenger RNA from Micropterus dolomieu (smallmouth bass), 3654 nucleotides. RefSeq names its product SLAIN motif family, member 2 (gene slain2). Gene Ontology annotation, cellular component: microtubule plus-end. The coding region runs from base 223 to 2049 and encodes 608 amino acids. The transcript has 9 exons. NCBI's taxonomy places the organism in Eukaryota, Metazoa, Chordata, Actinopteri, Centrarchiformes, Centrarchidae. Gene Ontology annotation, biological process: cytoplasmic microtubule organization; microtubule nucleation; positive regulation of microtubule polymerization. The record is from RefSeq and is a predicted model, not a curated record.